CGCGCCAAUCAGGAAUAACGGGAGCUGCGGCCGGCGCGAAGGCCCCAUUCCAAGGAAGCUUGUCCCACCCGGCGCACCGUCGGUCUCUACGGGGCGUUCUAGAGACUCCUAGCUACGCGGGCUGCGCGCGGGGCCCUCGGAGAGCCAUGGCUGCAGUCAACCCCACCGUCUUCCUGGUGAUGGUGAACGGGCAAGUGGAGAGCGGCCAGUUUCCUGAAUUUAAUGAUCUCUACUGCAAGUAUUGUUUCGUUUAUGGCCAAGACUGGAUACCAACAUCUGGCUUAGAAGAGGGAAUAUCUCAAAUUACUUCUAAAAGCCAAGAUAGACAGCGAAGCCUGGUGUGGAACUUCCCUAUUGAUAUCACCUUUAAAAGUACUAAUCCUUAUGGCUGGCCACAAAUAGUGAUAAGUGUGUAUGGACCUGACGUUUUUGGAAAUGAUGUGGUUCGAGGUUAUGGAGCUGUACAUGUGCCUUUCAUUCCUGGCCGACACAAAAGGACUAUCCCUAUGUUUGUACCAGAAUCGACAUCUAAACUGCAAAAAUUGACGAGCUGGUUCAUGGGACGAAGGCCUGAAUACACAGACCCCAAGCUAGUAGCUCAGGGAGAAGGAAGAGAAGUUACAAGGGUUCGCUCCCAGGGCUUUGUUACCCUUUUGUUGAAUGUGGUGACGAAGGACAUGAAGAAACUAGGCUAUGAUACCAACACUUUGGACAUGCAGACCUCUUCAGUGAUCGACCUGUCAGAAGGCAUCCUGAAGUAAUUAUAAAAUAUUACCAAUAUCCUUUAAGUUAAAUAGCAUUUACCUUUUAAUAUGUUUAUAGCUGGCCCCAUUUAAAGCCAAACUGCUGAUAUAUACUAAAUUUAUUGUUAUGUUUAUUUACUUAAGUAUCAUUAUAUCCAUAUCACCUUGAUAGCACCUGUAGCCAAAUAUUUUUAUAUAAUAAAUGAUUAUAUUAUUGGAGAA
This is a messenger RNA of Phascolarctos cinereus (koala), 965 nucleotides long. It is a transcript of the gene B9D1, whose product is annotated as B9 domain containing 1. Gene Ontology annotation, biological process: cilium assembly. Gene Ontology annotation, cellular component: MKS complex. The record is from RefSeq and is a predicted model, not a curated record. NCBI's taxonomy places the organism in Eukaryota, Metazoa, Chordata, Mammalia, Diprotodontia, Phascolarctidae.